This is a messenger RNA of Diversispora eburnea, 597 nucleotides long. The record is from the annotation of a GenBank genome assembly. NCBI's taxonomy places the organism in Eukaryota, Fungi, Glomeromycota, Glomeromycetes, Diversisporales, Diversisporaceae.
AUGUAUAUUUUUGACCGCCACUGCGAGUGUAUUUUUUAUACGGAUUGGAAUCGACACCGAAAAAGUGGAAGCGGUAGUGCUGUUGGUACUACAAGUUCUUCAACGAGUAUGAAUGGUCAACAUGACGGCGAUUCAGGAGGAUCUUCCUCACCAGCUCAUAGUGUGGCAAAUAACCAUCUUACAAGUCAUCACUCUACCACAUCACAACUGACGAGUACUACGAGUAUGUUUUCGGAUAGUCGAUUGAUUAACAUCGAGGAAGAAUCAAAAUUAGUUUAUGGAGUUAUAUUGUCUCUAAGAAAUUUUGUCAGAAAAUUAAGUGGAAGUCAAGACGGCUUUUUAUCAUAUCGUACAUCUAAUUAUAAACUUCAUUAUUAUGAAACACCAACGGGAUUAAAAUUUGUUAUAAAUACUGAUAUUAUGGUCGAUUCCCUUCGACCUGUUUUAAGACAAAUUUAUACAAACUUUUAUGUCGAAUAUGUUGUAAAAAAUCCUUUGUCACCAAUUGAACAUCCCGGAGGUGAAGGGGUCAAUAAUGAAUAUUUUAAAGUUGCAGUUGAUAAAUUCGUCAAAACCUUAUCAAUUUACGAUUCAUAA